AUGCCUCCAGCCUUUCCCGUCCCCAUGCCUCGCAAAGCGACCUACAGGGGUCGCCGUCGUGCCACCACGGCCGCCUCCUCUCGCCCGUCGCGAACCAAGAAAAAUACCACGGCGCUAACCAAGUCAUCUGUAGCAAUUAGCGACGAGGAAUCCUCCGACAAUGGCCCUCUUACCCUCCCCGUCCACGACAAGCCCGAGCGCUCGCGAAGCCGUAAGUCGACGACCAUAGACGAUGAGGAGGAUGAGCUGCCGCCGAGGAGGGCUGCUACUGCGACCAAGGGAAAGGUCGCCGACGAAAAUGAAGACGAAGAGGACGAGGAGGAAGGCGAGGAUGAGGAUAUGGAAGAGGAUGACAUAUUCGUCGUAGAGAAGAUCCUGGGACAUAUGAUGAACAAAGAGGGCGAUUUACUCUUCAAGGUGAAAUGGGAGGGAUAUGAGAAGAAAUCAGAUCAAACUUGGGAGCCAGAGGAAAGUCUGAAAGAGGGCGCAGCCGAGCUUCUGGAGGAGUACCUAGCUUCCUUCGGCGGUCGAGAGCGGAUAAUCGAAGAGUCGAAUGAGGCGAUAAAGACGAAGAAGCGAGGAAGGAAAGCGGCUUCUACUCCCACCGAAUCCAACAAGCGAUCGAAGCGAAACGGCCAUCCCCUGGACACGACACCGCCGGCGACUGCUAUCAAGGCUGGGGCGUGGCAACCGCCUGCGGGCUCUUGGGAGGACCACAUCGAGACGAUUGACGCUUGCGAAGACGAGGCUACGGGAAAGCUUGUAGUCUUCCUUAACUGGAAGAAUGGCAAGAAGACGAAGCAUAACACCGAUGUGGUAUAUAAGCGCUGCCCUCAAAAGAUGUUACGCUUUUAUGAGAACCACGUUCGCAUCGUCAAGCAUGAGACUGCAGAAGGAGUCGACGUCGCUGCUAUGGACGCUGCGGUUAAGGAGGCAGAGCCGUAG
This is a messenger RNA of Scedosporium apiospermum, 945 nucleotides long. RefSeq lists its product as uncharacterized. Gene Ontology annotation, cellular component: pericentric heterochromatin; nucleus. Gene Ontology annotation, biological process: negative regulation of transcription by RNA polymerase II; chromatin organization. The coding region runs from base 1 to 945 and encodes 314 amino acids. The record is from RefSeq and is a predicted model, not a curated record. The transcript has 6 exons. Gene Ontology annotation, molecular function: chromatin binding. NCBI's taxonomy places the organism in Eukaryota, Fungi, Ascomycota, Sordariomycetes, Microascales, Microascaceae.